Molecule: messenger RNA, 4375 nt
Organism: Bursaphelenchus xylophilus (pine wood nematode)
Lineage: Eukaryota; Metazoa; Nematoda; Chromadorea; Rhabditida; Aphelenchoididae
Source: the annotation of a GenBank genome assembly
AUGUCUUGCGAACAUCAGUUUGUAAUCUCCGCUCAUUCCUCAUCUGAUUUCCAAUUAUUUGGCAAGUUCGGAGGAUUGAUGGCCACUUCCUUGGUCAGAGUUUUGGCCCCGAUUUUACUCAUCCCACCAGGUCUGAAUAAGAUUUACGUAAUCGCGGCUGUCCGCCUGCGCUCCUUUCUUGGUGCGAGUUUGAUUCAUUUCCCUUCUUUUUCUUGUUGUGACCUGCCUGAUUCUAAUCUCAGAGUCUAUUAUGCAUGUUUGCAUACACAUCCCAUGCUAAUGAGACGCCAAUUGUGGCGCCAUUUCUUACAGUUUUUGUUUGGGGUGGAUCCGGAAGCCUUUUCCCUUUCUCUUGCCCUUGCAGAGCUCAUUUGCAUAACCAAAUUUCGAUGGUCAGUCAGUUUUUGAAUCUUUGGCCGCAGUAUUUGGAAUAAAAAGAUGUCACUUCUCUUGAAUUGCAACAGUCGCUAUGACAACGCCCUGACCUUUUGGUAUAAUAUAUUUCAAAUAUAGAGCACAUACGACGCUCGUCUUGGAGAUUCCUUUAAAUCUAUUUUAUGUCCUAUUUUCCCCGUUCGAAGACUAAUUUCAGAUUUUGCGCGGCACUAAAUAAAGACCACCGGAAAGGGAUGUAAGCAGCCACUUUUUGGACGAAUCCAAUGAUGCGUUAACUUUCUUGGGUGCUCGCUUCGAAUUAAUUUAAAGUAAACUAAACAUUUAAUAUUAGCCGCGCAAAUGUGUUGCAAAACAUUUUUUGACGCCUGGACGUUAACGGCCCUAAGGGCAUGGCGAUAUUGUUUGGUCCUUUAUUUAUAUCCGGAGGUUGAAUGUUUUAUGUUUUAUCUUUUGUUUCAAGCAAGUGACAGGCCUUCAAUUAAUCAUUAUCAUUUGAAAAAAGCCCCCCCCCCUCCCUCGAUCAUCUUUUCUUGGCCUUGAGGAUAACGUCAAGGGCACGUAAAAAGCCCUCAGGCUCUCAAUUGGUAAUGGCCUGGUCUCUGUUUAUUGUCUCUCUUGAAUGCCAGUUUUGUUUUGGAUGUUGGAGGGUGUUCCAACUCUAAUUAGUGGCCAUCUUGACUUAAUUGGGCUCCCAUUUUUUAUUUUCUGACCCUUUAUAAUAAUAUUAUACUUUUUAAAUAUAUUUUUUCAUUUUGCCCAUGUUGUUUUAACCUUUUUAACUAAUGAUCCUCCUGAUUUAUUUAUUAGUUAACGCUUAGAUAUGUAUGUUCUCUUUCGCGUACUCUUUUUUCCGGAACUUCUGUUUGUAUUCUAAAAUGUCCUGAGGCUGUUACGUGUUCCGAGUGUCUUUACCUAAACUGCGGUCAAAGAAAAGGACCAUCACCGGAUAUAUAAAGCGGUCGUUUUGUGCCGUAAAGAUCAAAAAGAAUAAUUUACAUGUGACGUAAGAUGGCAGAAAAUCAUCACACGACCAAUAUACCUCUCUUUUAUUGAGUUAUAAUACUCUUGAUAUGUUUUGUUUGCUCUUCUUAAACGGUUUGAGUUUCCAUGUUUUCUCGGGACUUAAGGUCAUAAUCUGGGGGCAGCACUCGAUAGAUCUCUCCCUUUGUGUAGGUAGAUUCUCUACUCCGAUUUCACUUAUGAUUGAAAGGUAAGACAUCUCUUGAGUCUCUGUUUGUUCUCCUCAACUCUUCUUCUUUUCUUAAUUUGCAAGGAUUCUCGACACUUUCCUCGAGAAGCGCGGCACGCCCCUGUUUUAUGCCCUCAGGCAACGCUUGGGCCUCCCGAAACGUGGAAAGGAAAUUGAUCUCAAUUCAGGUGAAAUCCAAGUAGCCUGAAGCGUUGUUAUGGAACGGGCUCGAUGUUACAAGGUCGUGGCCCUCAGGGUAUUUUUGGCCUGCUUACGACUUUGUUGAAAUAAAAUUGCUUGAAAAAAUGAGUCUUAAGUUGCAAUCUCAACGCCGUUGGCCUCCUCACCUCUACAUCGAACGCUUAUAUAAUCGCACAACCGUCUCGAUUACCCUUGUCUUGUGUAUCCUCAUUCUCCCCGCGUUCCCUCCUUUUUUAUCUUUCAUACGGACUUUGAGAAGAUUGGCCGACUUGAAGUUGCUUUUUACUAUAAGUGCAAUUGGAACGUCGUUGUAAUGAGAUUUAAACGCCUUUGACCUCUUGUCCUUUUUCAGGUUUUCAAGUAUCCAAAAGUUUGAAUGUGGGGAUGAAGACGAGUUUCUUAGUCUGGCUAUUGGCCAGCUACAUGGCUUCGGCAGAUGUCACUUUAUUUAUCAGCAAGACUGAGAUGAACAGAACAUUAGGUGAAAUUUCAUUGAGAUUACUAAUAUUAAUAUUCAUUACAUUUUUUGAUUUUGAUUAUUUUAGGAGUUUUGGCAGAGAUGAAUUAUGUUGAGAAUGGGAUUGUCAACGCGUACUCGACCAAGUUCCCAUAUCGAGUAGCUGCCAACAUUAGUCAUCUUGUUUUCACCUGGUUCUCUCCCUCCCACGCUGAUUAUUCGGUUCAAGUUCACGCCGAAGACUUUAAUGUCCUGCCUAUUAUUAAUAUCCCCACCCAUGGAAAAAUUCCGCGGGAACGCGAGAGUAAGUGCAACAAGAAACGUUUUGAGAAUGUAGAUGAAAAGCGACAAAUAUAAUCGUCAUCUAUUAUGCUGUUUUUCAGCAUUUUCAAUUGAAUAUCGAUGUGCGGGAAGUCGAGCAGGUCAAUUCCUGGUGACUUUGUUUCUCAAUAUCACAACUUCUAAUCAGCCAUUAACAUUCAGUCUCAAACAAGAAAAGAUUUGUGUCCUGAAAGACGGGAGAAGAGCAACUGGAGGUAGUCAAAUCUAAAUUAUGCAAACAGUCACAAUUACAGGGUCAAAUGAUCAUGAUUACAACAAUUUGUCCUUAAAUGGAGACAGCUACAGUGUUCUCCCGUCCCCCGUCUUGCUCUAUUCUACCGCCGCCAUAUUAAUCUGCAUAGUUUUGCUGACAAUCGGAGCUGUUUGUUUUUACAACAGAUCGAAGAGUAAACCAUCCAGAUUAUACGAAUCGAGACAUGGCAGAUCAACGCCCAGUUCUUUCCCGUAAGUUGUCAAAUAAUUUAAUUUUUUGUCCUUUCAGAACAAAAGAGUCAAGUGCCUUUGAUUCCCCUUCCCAACCAUUUCUUCAGCCUUGCACUUCAACCCCGUUAACCAAGGCAUCUACAGCCAAAUUAACAAAACUUGAAAAUUCAAUUGAACCCAAAGUGAUAUUCGAAAGGAAGACAACGUUAGAUGUGAACAAGACCCUUGUGGAGUUGUAUGCGGAUAGAAAUCUAUUCCAAGUGAUGCCAUUCAUUGAGAUGGAAGGCAAAUUUGGAGAGAUCAGGUGGGCCAUCUGGAGACAGAAUCAGGUCGGAUUGAGUGGAGAUAUUGAUGACGAAGAAGAUGGAGUUAAUGAGGAAGUGGCUGUGAUUUGUAAAACCUUGAAGAAUACAACCGACCGGUCACAUUUUGAAAAAUUCAUCCGGGAAACUCUAGUCUUUCACCAGGCAAGUCAAAGUUUAAAGUUUAGAUCGGUUAAGCAUCUGUAGUCCAAUAAAAGCAGCUUUAGGUACCUGCUCAAAUGAAUCUUGCGCAAGUCCAAGGGGCUGCCACUUUUGGGCAUUUUAAUAACCCAGCUUCUGUAACCGAUUUCCCUUUGAUUUGUUAUCGCCACCAAGGAUUCGGUUUCCUGAAGAAGUUCUUGCUUACAUGUAGAGGAGUUCAAGGACUUAGAGAAAGUUCAGAAGUGAGUGCAAGUUCAUCCAAACGGUCAGCCGGGGGUGCUGCCAACCAAACACUGAGAACUCAUGAUCUUGUCAACAUGACGCAACAGAUCCUCAAGGCCAUCUCACAUUUACAUAAAUUUGGAGUCAUUCAUAAGGAUGUGGCAACAAGGAAUUGUUUGAUUGCUGAGAUCCCGGCCCUGGGAAUGAACGAGAGAUUGAUGGUCCAGCUGUGUGAUUCUGCCCUGAGUCGAGAUCUAUAUCCAGAAGAUUAUUACAGUCCGAAAGGUGAUGAUACCGACAGUCGGCCUGUCAAAUGGAUGGCUCCGGAGACGAUACGAAGUAAUGUUUACAACAGCUCUUCUGAUGUUGUGAGUUUUUACACUACUAUCAUGGAAUAUAGUAGUUGACUCUGAAUAAUUACUCUAUUUUCAGUGGUCGUUUGGAGUAUUUAUGUGGGAACUAUUCACAUGUGGUCAACAACCAUUUGUCGACUGUAAUCCCGAGGAAAUACCAUCAAUCCUGCAGACAGGAACUCGGUUGGGGCAGCCUUAUAACUGCCCGGAUGAGAUGUAUAGUAUCAUGUACUCGUGCUGGAAUCAAGCACCCUUAGAACGACCGACGACGAGUCAGUUGCAGCAGAAUGUAGAUGAAUUUGCACAACAAUUAAGACGAUACAUUUGA